AUGUCAGCAGCAGAAUAUUACAAAGGAACAUCCAAUUACCAGGCUCAGUAUUCUAGCCCCGUGGGACCACCACCAGGCCACCAAAGUGAUAACAGGGGUGUUUUCAGUUCACAUAACCAGCAACAACCCCCUCAACAGGCAUACUACGGCCAACAACAGCAGCAAUACUACGCCAGCCCUCCUCCAAAUUACAACCAGCAGCAGCACUUUCAGCAGGGCUAUCAGCAGCAGCCAGGCUACUAUAACCAACAACAACCGGUUUAUGUGCAGCAAAAACCCCCCACAAACAACAACUCAGACUGUCUGACUGCCUGUCUGGCAGGUAUGUGUCUAUGCUGUACGCUGGAUCUUCUAUUUUGA
Messenger RNA from Lachancea meyersii CBS 8951, 360 nucleotides. The record is from the annotation of a GenBank genome assembly. NCBI's taxonomy places the organism in Eukaryota, Fungi, Ascomycota, Saccharomycetes, Saccharomycetales, Saccharomycetaceae.